Messenger RNA from Canariomyces notabilis, 997 nucleotides. RefSeq lists its product as uncharacterized. The record is from RefSeq and is a predicted model, not a curated record. The transcript has a single exon. Bases 16 to 915 code for a protein of 299 amino acids. NCBI's taxonomy places the organism in Eukaryota, Fungi, Ascomycota, Sordariomycetes, Sordariales, Chaetomiaceae.
UAAACGCUAAGAGACAUGCCCCUCUGCAACAUUUGGAGGCCAAUUCUGCGCCCGGGUCGUGCGGGUGCCUUCACUGCCUUCAUUACCGCAGCAUCUGCAUGCACCCCACGCACCUCUUUCCCACGACGGCCCAUCCCUCUCCAAAUCAGCGCCUUCUCAAGCAAGUCUGACCCUGGAUCCGGUUGGUCAAUUGACUCAACCCCCGAGCUAUGGCGCCCGAAAAGCUUUGAUUCCGCCCAUGCCGUCAUCCAACACGAACUCCAAAAGUACAACCUUCGCGAUUGGGGCUUCGUGAUUGUCCGCUGCACCUACCGCUCGCAGAAGAAGUGGGACAAGUUUAUCGCCCUCGCUCAGGGCCACGCCCGCGACUACUUUGAGGAGUGUCAGAUGCCACCCGUCCACGAGCGCCUGCGCUGGACCAUCACCGAGGACGCCGCGGCGCUCGAGGGCGCCAACAUCCUCGAGACGAGCCGCCGGUUUGAAGACUGGGCUCUUAGACCCGGAGGCCUAGGCGUGCAAGAGAGGCAGGGCACCAAGUUCCCGCCUGGGUGGCGUUCAAGUUUACCUUUACACUAUAACUUCUUCCUGCAUGUCGACGAGGAAAGUUUGGAGAGCGUGAUGGAGGGCCCAAAGAAGGGACCUGAGGGGCAAGAACGUGGGUAUUUCUGCAAGCUUGUAAACUCGGGGACCGUCUUGUUGGCGGAAAAGGCUCAAAGAAACGAUUGGGACAACGUCCCCGCAGAGGACAAGGACUCGGAGGUGGGCCUUGUGGCGGAGGAGGACCUGCACGAGCUGAGAAAACGAGUCAGGAUCGAUAGGCUUAUUAGCGUGGACGCGAUGCUCGAAGAAGAUACGGAGUGUUGGUAUGACCUCCCAAGGGAUGAUGAGGACAUUAUCGAGGCCUGGACAUGGUGAGCUAUGCGGUUUAUAUAUAGGGUAGCAGCACGAAAACGGCACGAGAAUAACUCAGUGGCCCUUUGAUAAAGACCUAUAAGUG